This is a messenger RNA of Penicillium antarcticum, 444 nucleotides long. RefSeq lists its product as uncharacterized. Bases 1 to 444 code for a protein of 147 amino acids. The record is from RefSeq and is a predicted model, not a curated record. Lineage: Eukaryota; Fungi; Ascomycota; Eurotiomycetes; Eurotiales; Aspergillaceae. The transcript is spliced from 3 exons.
AUGGGCGGCAAGGUCAAGUGGGACGCCGCGGCGGACCAGGUGCUCCUGGCAAAGAUACUGGACACCCACGACGUAUCGGUUGACUCCGCUGACCCCGGAUCGAUGCCCACAGCCCGUGCCAUCAAGGAGCGAAUUUUCAAAAUUCGCGAGCUGGCCAAGACUGCCAGCACCGGUCCCUCUGGAUCUCAGAGCCCUGCUGCGACCCGCAAGCCAGCUACGCCCCGAAAGCCUGCCAGUGUCCGCAAGGGAGCUAAAGCCAGUGAAAAUAUCACUCCCACUCCCACUUCUUCCCGCAAGCGCAAGCGUAUUAUCCCGGCUGAGGAGUCCGAGGUGGAGAAGAGCAACAAUGAGGGUGACGAGAGCAAGUACCUCUUUGACGUGCGCAUCAAGGAAGAGCCAACUUCCGGACCGGAGGAGGAUGCAGACUCGGACCGCGAGGAGUAA